CCCGGAAGUGUUGUAUGUUGUUGCCAUGCGGUGACUUGACUCCGGUGUCCACGGCAGACAUAACGGUAGCAUCCGUCCGUUGACGUCUGCUGGAGUACAGCGGUACUUUAGUAACGGGGGAGUCUGUCCGUUGUUUCAGGGGAGCAGUAUUAGAGGCGAUGAAGCUAUUCGAGUUAAAAGAUGAUCGCCUCACUUUCUAGAGGAAGUUUGCUGGAUGAGGUUCUGCAUGGAGGCUUCAACGAGCAGCAGCUGGCAGCUUAUGUUUCCUGGGUGAACGCUCAGCUGAAGAGGAAACCAGGGCUGAAGCCCAUCACUGACCUCAGGCAUGAUCUGCAGGAUGGAGUGGUGCUCACACAGCUCAUAGAGAUAGUUGCUGGGGAAGUGCUUGAGGGAGUGUACGUGUCUCCACAAAACAAAGAGGAAAGCAGGAAGAAUGUGGAGCAAGUCUUGCAGUUCAUUUCCUCCAGGCACAUACGCAUGCCGCACAUAUCCGCAAGAGAUAUUGUGGAUGGUAAUCUGAAAUCUGUAAUGAGGAUCAUUCUGGCAUUGGCUGCCCACUUCAAACCCUCAGCCAAUCACAGAGCUGCUUCUGGAACUGGGAGGAGCUUAACAAGAGGCUCUUCCAGCCACAACCCUCUCUCCACUGUUGCACUAGCACAAGGUGCAGCUGCGGCACUGGCGUCAGCACGACAUGAUGCCUCACAGCCUGCAAGUGCUACACGCAUCUACAGUGGUUGGGGGUUGGAUGUGGAAAAGAGUGUGUGUGUUCGUGCACUGGUUGAACAGUAUGAGAGAGGAUCUCCAGAAGAGCAGGACAAUUUACAGUCGAACAGCCUCAGCUCAGUCAGUCCGCUGGCAUCUCCAAGAGCUCCACCCAGCAGCCACUCAGACAGACAGCAGGAAGAUCGCCAACAACAGGAGAGCAGCGCUGAGUCAUCUCAUGUUAUAGCCGAGACAGCGUGGGAGGAUUCUGUCAGUGAAACUUUGGAGAAGGAGGUGCAGGAGACGCGUAAAAUGGUGUCAGCUCUACAGGCUCUGCUACUGCAUGGUUCGCUGCCUGAGGAUGAGCAGGAUGUGUCUUUAACUUUGGAACAAGGCAACACUGAUCAGCAACUGGUAGUCAUUCGCAGUCGUUUGGACCAGAGUAUGGAAGAAGCUCAGGAGCUGAAGAGGGAACUGUUGCGCUGUAGGCAGGAGAUGAGAAACCUGCAGGGAGUCAAGGAGGCCCAGCAGCAGAGGUUAUGCACUCAGGAGGCAUCGAUACUGCAGAUGAAGCAAGAGCUUCUCAGAGCCGGCAUGACUAAGGAUGAACUCAACAACCAGAAGGCAGAGCUACAGUGGAAGCUGGAGGAAUGUACCAGGCUGUGGGGUGAAUGCAAGAAGGAUGUAGGACAGAAGGACAGACUACUGCAGCAACUCAAACACAAGCUUGAAGAAAGCCAAAAACAACAGAGUGAAUUGCAAAAAGAAGUGGAGCAUAAAAACAACACGCUGCAGGAGCUGAUGAAUAGAGAUCUGCAGCAGAUAUCCACUGGCACAGAAAACAAUGGAUACUCUUACUCUGGAAAUCCAGCUCCUUCUGUGUCAAGUCAGACAGAGGAGGUUCAGCUCCUCAGAGAUGCACUUAGGAGUUUAAGGAACAACUUCAGAGACCACGACCCACAGCACCACACACUGGACACCCUGGAGCAGGGCAUUGUGUCACUCAUCGACAGACUGCAUGUUCUGCAUACACACCAGGGAAGAGGAAAAUCUCCAAGACGCAAAGGUCAGCACACAGACUCUGACUCUUGGCCAAAGGUUUCUCAAUCCCACAGCAGUUCAGCUGCCUCCACUAAAAUCCUUUAUUUCACUGGAAAAUCCCCAACACCUUCCAUGAUCAAUAUACCGAAGAGGCUUGGCGAAGUUACUCUCAAAGACGUUAAGGCAGCUGUAGCUCGAGAGGGAAACUACAGGUACCACUUCAAGGCCCUGGACCCUGAGUUUGGCACUGUGAAGGAAGAGGUAUUCAUGGAUGGAGCAAUUGUUCCUGGCUGGGAAGGUAAAAUUGUGGCCUGGGUAGAGGAGGACCGUGGUGAGGAAAGGCCAUUGUAGGUUCAAGCAGAGGAGUCAUGACCGUUUUUUUUUUGCUUUUGCUCCUGAUCCCAGAAGCACAUCAGGACAGCUGUUCAGAACAGAGGCACAAGUGGACACUUUUUGAGAUUCGACUUAUUAGAAAAAUACUGUAAGACUUGUCAGCAAGAGAUUUGGGUUGAUCAGCUGAUAUUAAACCCUACUCACUUUGAAACUGGUAAAUCUGUGACUGAUGUUUGUAAUAUCAUAGAACUCAGUGCCUUACAAAGGAAAGCUAUUUCCAUCAUGUGCUUAUAAUAGCCAGGCUGUAACUGUAGCAUCUCAAUUGGACUCAAAAGCAGCCAGAAACAUAAUGUUUGAUUAACAAUAGUGUUGUUUCACCUCUAGCUGAGGCCAGAGGUUCGUAUGAGGAACUGGAAAUAAUUACAAAGUCAUUUUCAAGUGUUCGGUAUCACUUUUCAUUCCUUGUGCAGCAGUGUUGUCUUUAAAACAAAUCCCACCACUUUACAUGUUAGAAAUAUGUAUUGUACAUUGUCAUUGAUUGUGAAUGUAAAGUGAAUAUACAGUAUUAUCUACCAUGGCAGUGAACAGGAAAAUAAUUUUGCUGGGUUAGAAAAAUAUCAUUUUUAUUGUUUUAUAAUACAAAUAAUACAAAAGGACAGAAAAUAUCAGAGCAACUUUGUACAACAUUAACUUUGUUUAAUGGUGCACAAAGUUUCUCCUCAUUCUGUCCAACUGCUGACAAAAUACACUGAUCAGAUACCAGCUACUAUCGCUAUGAUUAGGUUUUGUAUUAGUUAUAUAUGAUAGCAGUAAGAAGGACGACGGUCAUAUGGAGAUGUCCAAACAGAAAGUUCUAUUGCAAAAAGAAAAAAAAAACACUUGAAUGUAUUUUAGACUGAUGAGUUUCAGUAAAAAGGACCCAGGUUUUGGUUUAAAUCUCAGACUGUAGCACACCAGCAUGCAUGUUCACCAACAUGCUCCAACUGAACUGCUGUUAGUGAAUAGAAAUGCAGAUAAAAAAAAAAAAGCACUGUUAUUUUGUUUACUUUAUGAAGUUGUUUUGUACAUUUGUGUAAAGUAUUUUCACCAUAUCCUUAAAUAUUUGAAGUUUAUGAGUUUUUUGUUUAAAGAAAGAUUCUUAUAAGGUGAGAAUGCUUCUGCUCCUGUUUCAAAGAUGAUGUGGAGAUGAAUUUGACAUGAGAUUUAAAGGAUGUCAGACUUUUGAGCCGGAGUAAUGGACCAUCCCGCUAUUUAUGGUUUGUGUGUGUAUGUAUGUAUGUGGACUCAGGAUGGACCUUUGACCCCUAAAUGCUAGAAAAACUGUAAAAGUAAAAUGGAGUUGAUUACGUGAUGCAGUAAAAUGCCCUCAGUGUUGAGAUAACUGCAGACACAUCUGUACAGUUACACAGUCUGUACUGAAACUGGCUAUCACACACUUUUUCCUUCACUGUGCUUCUAUCUUCCCAUUUGGGAUCAAUGUGUUUGCCUUCUCUAACAAGACAAUAGAAAUAUGCAUCAGUCUUUUUUUUAAGUAAGACCCAUUUGAAUGCCAUAACUGCCUGAACUGUAAAAUGUACAAGUUACUGGUGAGAUGGUUAUUUUCUUUAGGAUAUGUUCGCUGAUUUUUUUUUUUUUUUUUUUUACAAACAAUGUUAAAAAAAAAAAAAAAAAAGGCCUUUGUUGAUUGUUCGAAAGACUGAUAUUGUGGAAUAAAACCUGAGUUUUGUUUUUAAAAGGA
Thunnus maccoyii (southern bluefin tuna) is the source of this 3814-nucleotide messenger RNA. Its product is annotated as dixin-like. Bases 181 to 2094 code for a protein of 637 amino acids. Gene Ontology annotation, biological process: canonical Wnt signaling pathway. NCBI's taxonomy places the organism in Eukaryota, Metazoa, Chordata, Actinopteri, Scombriformes, Scombridae. The record is from RefSeq and is a predicted model, not a curated record. Gene Ontology annotation, cellular component: cytosol. The transcript is spliced from 21 exons. Gene Ontology annotation, molecular function: protein binding.